Messenger RNA from Thalassophryne amazonica, 3146 nucleotides. RefSeq names its product single stranded DNA binding protein 4 (gene ssbp4). NCBI's taxonomy places the organism in Eukaryota, Metazoa, Chordata, Actinopteri, Batrachoidiformes, Batrachoididae. The record is from RefSeq and is a predicted model, not a curated record. Gene Ontology annotation, molecular function: protein binding; single-stranded DNA binding. Gene Ontology annotation, biological process: positive regulation of transcription by RNA polymerase II. Bases 102 to 1259 code for a protein of 385 amino acids. The transcript has 17 exons. Gene Ontology annotation, cellular component: nucleus.
AGUAAAAACACUAAAGGGGUAGCUAUGGAGAUGGAGCGUUUUCCUGGCUGCUUUCUUUGACAGGUGUUGAGUGGGGCAAAAGUCUUAAAACAGAAUCCAGCAUGUACGCCAAAGGUAAAGGAGCCGUCGUCCCCUCCGAUAGCCAGGCGAGAGAAAAGUUAGCUUUAUAUGUGUACGAGUAUUUGCUGCAUGUCGGCGCACAGAAAUCAGCACAGACCUUCCUGUCAGAGAUCCGAUGGGAGAAGAAUAUCACACUUGGGGAACCUCCAGGAUUUUUACACUCAUGGUGGUGUGUAUUCUGGGAUCUGUACUGCGCCGCUCCGGACCGGAGGGAGACAUGUGAACAUUCCAGUGAGGCCAAGGCUUUCCAUGACUAUAGUGCGGCUGCUGCCCCCAGUCCCGUGAUGGGCAACAUGCCACCCAAUGACGGCAUGCCGGGAGGCCCCAUGCCCCCGGGCUUCUUUCAAGGUCCUCCAGGAUCUCAGCCGUCCCCCCACACACAGCCACCCCCACACAACCCCACUAACCCCAUGAUGGGACCUCACGGACAGCCCUUUAUGUCUCCGCGGUACCCUGGUGGCCCCAGGCCCUCCCUCCGUAUGCCAAAUCAGCCAACUGGAAGCAUCCCUGGGUCACAGCCUCUCCUGCCAAACAGCCUGGACCCCACCAGACCUCAAGGACAUCCAAACAUGGGAGGUCCAAUGAGAAUGAACCCUCCCCGAGGUAUGGGGGGCAUGGGCCCACAGAACUACGGUGGCGGGAUGAGGCCUCCCCCAAACUCGAUGGGUCCUGGGAUGCCGGGCAUGAACAUGGGUCCCGGUGGAAGAGGUCCGUGGCCAAACCCCAACACCAACUCGAUAGCUUAUUCAUCUUCAUCUCCGGGCAACUAUGUGGGCCCUCCGGGGGGAGGCGGCCCACCAGGAACUCCCAUCAUGCCUAGCCCCGGAGACUCAACAAACUCAAGUGAAAACAUUUAUACAAUGAUGAACCCCAUCGGACCGGGAGGAAACAGACCUAAUUUCCCAAUGGGGCCGGGUCCUGAUGGGCCCAUGGGUGGAAUGGGUGCUAUGGAGCAGCAUCAUAUGAACGGGUCAUUAGGUUCUGGUGACAUGGAUGGGUUGCCAAAGAAUUCUCCCAAUAACAUGGCAGGCAUGAACAAUCCCCCGGGCACUCCACGGGACGACGGCGAGAUGGCAGGCAACUUUUUAAACCCAUUCCAAAGUGAAAGCUAUUCACCCAACAUGACGAUGAGUGUGUGAUUUUUUUUUUUUUUUUUUGUAAGUCUUUUAUUUUCACCUCCUCUUAUAAUCUCCCUCUCCCAUCUAUCCCGAUGCGUCUUGCAUUGCCCCCCUCCCCCUCCUGGAUGGUGUGCUGUCCCGUACAGCCCCUGGGGAUGCCCAUGGAAAGCAGACCCCCCAUCAAGGCCCCUCAUCCCAACGCCUGCAAAAUGGGAGUAAAAACAUGAAACAGCCUCCGAGUGACAGGAAAGGUCUCCUCGCCGCGACUCCUCAACUGACUGGGCUUCUUUUACGGGGUGAGCCCAGGACAGUGAGCGCCCGAGAGCCUCUCCGGAACCCUCCGUCUGCUCCUCGGGUGGCUUCAUGAUGCUACUUUGUACCCAGCUCGACCACCGCUCCUCCACGUCACGCUGAUCAUAACUCGCGCUGCGAGGACACAUAGCAGUUUGACCGGAGAACCAAGAACUCUGCUCCUGUGACCAGGACACGAAAACCAAGAACUGACGAUCUUAUUUUAGGACAAGAACUUCAUGAAAUGUUUGUAAUUUUAUUGUUGAUGAUAUUAUUGUUAUAUUUUUUCAUGAUUGAUAUUUUAUUAGUUAUGUUUUCUUGUAAAGGGCACAUUUUAUCUCAGCAGCAGCAGUGAUCAUGAAAUAAGCACACGCUCGACAAAUGCACAAUGAUUUUCUGUUUACAUGAUGUGAUUUUCCUUUGCAUACCUCCUUGAGAAUUCUGAGUGGCUUUUCUUUUCUCCAUCUCAGCGAUUGUGACACCACAGUUCUGAUCAGGCUACGCUGAGGUUUUCUCACAGCGAUGCCGUUUGCUGGGAAGAAUGGUCUGCUGAUGCACCUGAAGACUGAGAUAUCUAGACACCUCUUUUCUUUAUAUGAUGCCCACAUGGCGGUCAUCUGACAGUUUUCUGAUGAAAGCCCGAGAAGGUUCUUAGCUCAUUUGGCUUUAAAUGGUUCCCUUCUUGCUGGCUAACAGAGGGAGUGACCUCUGCACGCUGCACCAGCUCUCUGGUGGAUAUUUACCUUGUAUUGUGAUUAUUAAUUCUUAUUUACCGGAUUUCUGUGAAUGCAUCACUUUGCUUUAUUUCAUCUUCACCUUGGACUCCAAAGUGGCACCGCUUCCUUCGAUCUAAUCCAGUGCCAGUUUCUCCUUUGGACUGGGAGAAACCACUGUCACAGUCAUGAAGCCUUUUUUAAAUUUUGGGCUGAACUCAGAUCUGGUGUGAGCCGCUUUCCCAGACAGGACGGGCUAAAUACGUUUCCUGCAGAGCUCCCGUCGCGCCCGGUUCCCUCACUGAGCCCCACACAUUUGUGGGAUGAUGGAUCCAGCACUGAUGGUGGGAGUGGACUCACACAGGUUGGCGUUGAUUAAGAAGAGGAAUAAUAAUAAUAAUAAUAAUAAUAGGAGACUUUUGUGAUGGAUAUAUUUCCAUAUGUGUGGAGUGUUUCUCUUAAUUUUCUAUUAUGUUAGAAACCGGCUAACAGGAAAUGAUGCUUCUGAAAUGAAAAAAAAAGCCCGCCAAACCUGCACACAAAAGAAGUCAGCUACACAUUCUGCACCAUUCAGCAGCUCUCUGUCCCUGUUUAAAACAUACUUUACCUGUGGUAGCAUCACGCUGCAGCACUUAAAGUCACGCCUUUAUUCAAAGCGACAAUAACUAAACCUCCACUGGAGCCUGUGAUGGUGAUGAUGACGUACUUUAAAAUGUUCUGAUCCCAGUGUGAGCAGAGUGCCAGGAUGCCUCCAUGACCCGGCUACAGUGGAGUGUCACACGCCUCCCCUCUCCCUCUUCUGACACCCCCCCUCCGCCCCUUCUCUUUUUUUCCUUUUAUUGUAAAUACUGUAUAAUGCAUUUUGAUAUCAUUGACAUGUUUUGAUAUGUCGGUCACUACCAAU